This is a messenger RNA of Erigeron canadensis, 1311 nucleotides long. RefSeq names its product chitinase CLP-like. The record is from RefSeq and is a predicted model, not a curated record. Gene Ontology annotation, biological process: proteolysis. Lineage: Eukaryota; Viridiplantae; Streptophyta; Magnoliopsida; Asterales; Asteraceae. The transcript has a single exon. The coding region runs from base 1 to 1311 and encodes 436 amino acids. Gene Ontology annotation, molecular function: aspartic-type endopeptidase activity.
AUGUCUUUUCCUAUACAACUAAUCAUUGUCUUUCUAGCCUUCAUUUCCAAUGAACAUAAAGCCAUAGCUCAAUUUGUACCCCCUUACUCUUCUGUAGUUGCUCCAGUACACAAACAUACAGAUGCCGCUAAGCCUCUCUUUAGUGUUCAGGUCAUGACAACAUACGUAAACUUGCAAUAUUUGCACGCGAACUUCCUUAUAGACCUCGAUGCUCCAUUUAUAUGGCACGACUGCAUCCUCGAAUGGAACUCUUUUCCAGGAAGUUGUCCUAACAACACGCUGUGCACCUAUCCAGUUUCAUGUGAGGAAUAUCAAUGCACAGACGUGCGUACUACUUACUCAUAUCAGAACCCUUCUUGUCCUCCGGUGAACAAUGAUUCAACUAUACCGGAUUGGGGAUACUGUACAUGCCCGGUCAAUGUGGUCAACCCCAUCACUGGAUUGUGCGGCCAAGCCCUGCUUAACUACGAUGAAUUCACGGUGAACACAAGUAAUGGUAAAAAUGUUUUUACUGGUUUAUAUGGUGCUUAUCCUAAUGCAGCAUGUGCUCCUUCUUCGUCUUUUGAAUCAUUCCCUGCAAAUGUUUCUGGUGUAAUGGCCCUUUCAUCCUCACCGUAUGCGUUGCCAGCUUAUUUAUAUGACCCGCUAAAAAGAAUUAUAGCUCUAUGCUUGCCUAGUACCUUGUCGGCUCCUGGGGUCCUUUUAUACGGAAAUGGCCCUUAUAACCUUCUUCCCCGAUCAGAUGUCGAUGUAAGAAGUUUCCUUUCUUAUACCCCAUUAAUAAAGCAUCCUGGUUCUUUCGGAUACUAUAUUAAUGUCACUUCCAUUGUAAUAAAAACGAGAUCUGUCGACAUUCCCAAAGAUACCAUAACCAAGCUUAGUACAACAGAGCCAUACACCACUCUUAGAGCUGACAUCUAUAAUGCUGUGGUUCGAAGGUUUCUAAAGGUUACGCUACGAAUCCCUCCUGCAAAGCCGGUGGCACCAUUUAGCCUUUGUUACAGCACCUCCACCAAUGGUACCGAGACUAGUAUAAAAGUUCCUGAUAUCGAUUUCAGUCUCCAGGAUGGGACGAAAUGGAGCAUAUCAACAACUAACUCCAUUAAGAAAAUAACUAAAGAUGUGGCGUGCCUAGCAUUUGUCGACGGUGGUGCAUCAAGUGAACCUGCAAUCGUGAUUGGGACUUUUCAGUUUGAGGAUAACUUUGUGGUGUUCGAUUUAGAGAACUCGACUUUUGGGUUUAGUUCUUCAUUGUUGCGUAAGCAGACUUCUUGCUCAAACUUUAACUUUACACUAACAGACAGCCCUUGA